GUGACAAGUGACCCUCAGCUGUAGUCAAAGAUGAAUCCUGAGUAUGAUUAUUUAUUCAAGCUGCUGCUGAUUGGAGAUUCUGGUGUUGGCAAGUCAUGUCUCCUCCUCCGCUUUGCAGAUGACACAUACACAGAGAGCUAUAUUAGCACCAUCGGUGUGGACUUCAAGAUUAGGACCAUCGAGCUGGACGGGAAGACCAUCAAACUUCAGAUUUGGGACACAGCUGGUCAGGAGCGUUUCCGCACCAUCACGUCUAGCUACUACAGAGGAGCUCACGGCAUCAUUGUAGUUUACGACGUCACUGAUGAGGAGUCGUUCAACAACGUCAAACAGUGGCUGCAGGAGAUUGACCGCUAUGCCAGUGAGAACGUCAACAAGCUGCUUGUAGGCAACAAGUCUGACCUGACCACAAAGAAGGUGGUGCACUACACCACAGCAAAGGAGUUUGCAGACAACUUGGGUAUCCCCUUCCUGGAGACCAGUGCCAAGAGCGCCACCAACGUGGAGCAGGCAUUCAUGACCAUGGCGGCUGAGAUCAAGAAGAGGAUGGGCCCGGGUGCCACAGCAGGUGCCACCGAGAAGUCCAAUGUGAAGAUCCAGAGCAAGCCCGUCAACACCUCCUCAGGGGGCUGCUGCUGAGGCCUUUCGCCGACCCGGAACCAGCGAGCCCACGACCCGUCUCAAUGUUAGCGAGCGCCACAGGACAGACGCAGCCGGGAGGAGGAGGAGAGGAAGGGUUUGUGAUCGUGUGUGCAGCUACAACAGCAGAUUCCCACCGUUCCAAAGUCAGCAAUAGGAUGGUUCCCUCCAAAGUCUCGGAACCCAUCAGGCGUUCUUUGUUCCCUUGACCACCAUGUGUCCACUUUUUAAAUUACCACAUUCUUCUUCUUCUUCUUCUUCUUCUUCACUCAAUGCAGCACACGCUUGCAAAGCGGCAUCAAGCGCCACGCCCACUUCCUGUCUCAUGUCCACGGCGGCGGCGUCCACACUAUGUGCCCGUGCCUUUGCGGUGUCGGAGCCUCCUCGCUCUGAUGCCUUUGGCGCUCUCGUGCGGGCGGCGCCGAGGUGGAGGCUCGCUGUGUACGCUGGCUAGCUAACAUUCCCGAGUGUAAAUAAGUGCUAGCAUGAUGCUAACGAGCGCGUGCUGCAUUGUGCUCAUCUUUAAAGUGUAUAUAUUUCUACAUAACCUCAUUUGUGGCUGCCGACAUGACAUUUUUGUGGCACGAUGUCCAUUAAAUCAUGAAGGAGAUCUUUCAUAACAACGU
Messenger RNA from Dunckerocampus dactyliophorus (ringed pipefish), 1265 nucleotides. RefSeq names its product ras-related protein Rab-1A-like. NCBI's taxonomy places the organism in Eukaryota, Metazoa, Chordata, Actinopteri, Syngnathiformes, Syngnathidae. Bases 31 to 639 code for a protein of 202 amino acids. Gene Ontology annotation, molecular function: GTPase activity; GTP binding. The record is from RefSeq and is a predicted model, not a curated record. The transcript is spliced from 6 exons.